Molecule: messenger RNA, 786 nt
Organism: Humulus lupulus (European hop)
Lineage: Eukaryota; Viridiplantae; Streptophyta; Magnoliopsida; Rosales; Cannabaceae
Exons: 3
Coding region: 58-408 (116 amino acids)
Source: RefSeq, a predicted model, not a curated record
GAUCGUGUUCAGAAUCUGUUCAGACGUUGCAAUGACGUAAAAUCAAAAGAACAAGUUAUGCUUGUCCCUUGGAACCAUGGUGAACAUUGGAUGUUGCUUAUUUUGGCACCAUAUGCAUAUCAUGUUUAUUGUUGUGAUCCGGUGAAUUCAGAGCUAAAUAACCGUGAGGAGAUUGUAUCAGUGAUCGUCAGCGCUUUCAAUCUUUUUUUCUCUAUGAAUCUUCCUGAUGUCGAGAUCCCUGAUACUCUACGCAUUAAGCAACCUCAGUGUUCACACCAACCGGACAAUGUGGCAUGUGGAUACUACUUAAUGAGGAUGUUGAAGGAUUUGAUUGAGCAUGCGAGUCCUGGGCAUUACUUGAGAACGCUAUUAUUAAUUAAAAUUUACAAAUUAUUUUUGAAACUAUAAAUGUAAUCAAAUAAUUAAUUAAUAUAUUUUACUUUAUAUUUCUUGCAGCUAACAAGCACAUCAUAUACAGAGGCACAAAUUGAUGAGUUGCGACAAGAAUGGGCGACAUAUAUGUUGCCGAUAAUCCAAAGUUACCGACCUCGUUGAUAGGUUUUUUUUUUUUAAUUUUUUAACUCUUUCUUCAUACACAAUGCAAUAUUUGUUCAUUUUGAAUAUUUCUAACAAAUAUUGUAUUUCUUGUAUAUAUCUAACAAAUAUAUAUUUUCUUCCAAUUUAAUUGAUUAUUAAAUUAAUUUAAAUUUAGAUUAAAAUAAUUUAAAUUUAAAUUAAUAUUAUUUCAAUUUAAUUAAUUAUUAAAUCAAAUUAAAAUAAUAUUAA